AUGGUUGUUCAUUCGUUGUAUGACGAGCUUACACUGUACGAGACAGAGAGCGAGUAUCGUCUCGAGCCGAUUGUGCGUACGUCAGAGACACGAGCGCUGAGUUUGGACCGAGGGACUGGGGACAUUGUCUUGCUUGCUCCCAAUGCACCGCCACCCGAGACCCGAUCGACUCGAGCUAUCUAUGGCGUACUGGGCAUUCUCUCGCUCUCGGCAUGCGACUAUCUCAUCCUCAUCACCGCCCGAGAACGGCGCGGUCUCAUAUUCGGCCACAUAGUCUACCGCGCAACCGACUUUGCCAUUCUCCCCAUUGCCCCUCCUCCGGCCCCCGACCACCCGGCCGAACGUCAUUUGCUGGCGCUUGUCCGCACCCACCUCAAGACCGGCGCGUUCUGGUUCAGCUAUGGAUGGGAUUUGACUACUAGACUGCAGAACCAGCGGCCCAAUGACACUCGUCCGCUCUGGGAACAGGCCACCGAUCGCUUUUUCUGGAACAAGUAUCUUCAUACCCGUUUGAUUGACAUGUCCCACUCGGAUUCUUCCCAGGAUUGCAGCGAAUAUAUCCUUCCUGUUCUUUACGGAUCAUUCGACAUUCGCCCAGCCGCCAUCCACUCCAACCCCUUCCUCUUCUGCCUCAUCUCCCGCCGCUCCCGCUUCCGCGCCGGAACACGCUACUUUGCCCGCGGCAUCGACUCCCAAGGAAACGUCGCCAACUUUAACGAAACCGAACAACUCGUGCUCGUCAACCCAUCCACAUCCCAACCCCCCGACGUCUUUUCCUACGUCCAAAUCCGCGGGUCUGUCCCCCUGUUCUGGACAGAGAUCAACACCCUGCGGUACCGCCCCGACCUACAAAUCAUGAACGUCGGCGCGACCCAACACGCCCUCCGCGCCCACUUGACCGACUUGAAGUCCACGUACGGGGACACCGUCUUGGUCAACCUGGUCAAUCAGGUCGGGUACGAGAUGCCAGUCAAGGACGCGUUUGAACGCGCCAUCGAAGAGGUCACCGACGCCCCGACCGGGCUCACUGUCGGUGGACGCGGCAGGGUCGAAGGUAUCGGAUACGAAUAUUUCGAUUUCCAUAAAGAGUGCAAGGGCAUGCGCUGGGAUCGGAUUAAUCUCUUGGUCGAGAGGUUGCAAGAUCGCUUGGACGCGCAUGGAUGGUUCCACGUCUCGAGUUCGUCUCCUAACCCCGUCCGAACCCAGCGAGGCACCGUGCGGACAAACUGCAUGGACUGUCUGGACCGUACCAAUGUCGUUCAGAGCACGAUCGCCAAGGGCGUUUUGGAGAAACAGCUGCGCUCGGUGGGGAUCUUGGAAGAAGGAGAAGAGAUACAAGACACAGAGUUUAUGCCUAUUUUUAGAAAUGUCUGGGCCGACCAUGCCGACUAUGUCUCAAACGCAUACAGCGGCUCUGGUGCACUCAAGGCUGAUUUUACCCGUACCGGCGUGAGGACCAAGGGCGGUGCCGCUCGGGACGGGAUGAACUCGGUCAUGCGGUACCUGAAGAACAACUAUUUCGACGGACCAAGACAGGACGCAUUCGAUUUGAUGACGGGUUCAUGGGUCGCACGCCGAACACCUUUAUUGAGCGCCGCGUUGUUAAUCGACAAGAGACCGCUGCUUAUUCGUUCUAUGCCCCACGUAGCGGGCUUUUCGAUCUUUAUGAUUCUCGCCGGUCUCACACUCCCGCGUACAUCAGAAUACUCGCUCGUAUACUACCACCUCAUCUGGUUCACAUUCCUCAUCCUCUCCAUCCUUUUCAUCCAGGCACACGGCACAGCCUACGUCGCGUGGCCCCGUCUGAACGCAUCGGCCGUGCGCGACGUGCUCGAGUACGACGGACCCGGGUACCGUUCCAAGCAACACGGUCGCGGGACGGACAAGAAGCGCGGGGGAGUCAAGAUGGGUCAUGUAGGGAGCGACAAGGGGAGCGUGGGGAGGAUGGAAGAGGUCGAGAUGGGCGAGCGUAAAAAGCGGGUCGAGUAG
Messenger RNA from Rhizoctonia solani, 1989 nucleotides. RefSeq lists its product as uncharacterized. Lineage: Eukaryota; Fungi; Basidiomycota; Agaricomycetes; Cantharellales; Ceratobasidiaceae. The transcript is spliced from 11 exons. Gene Ontology annotation, cellular component: endoplasmic reticulum. The coding region runs from base 1 to 1989 and encodes 662 amino acids. Gene Ontology annotation, molecular function: phosphatidylinositol-4-phosphate phosphatase activity. Gene Ontology annotation, biological process: phosphatidylinositol dephosphorylation. The record is from RefSeq and is a predicted model, not a curated record.